Setaria italica (foxtail millet) is the source of this 722-nucleotide messenger RNA. Its product is annotated as early nodulin-like protein 1. The record is from RefSeq and is a predicted model, not a curated record. The transcript is spliced from 2 exons. Gene Ontology annotation, molecular function: electron transfer activity. The coding region runs from base 99 to 722 and encodes 207 amino acids. Gene Ontology annotation, cellular component: plasma membrane. NCBI's taxonomy places the organism in Eukaryota, Viridiplantae, Streptophyta, Magnoliopsida, Poales, Poaceae.
CGCGAGCACCAAGCCAGAAGCCACAUCCGAGGCAGCUCAAUCCUUCUCCUCCUCGCUCUCGCCGUGAGCGCAUCGCCUCCUGCAAGCAAGCUAGGUCCAUGGCGGCGUCCGCCGGCAUCAUCAGCUCCCGCGUGCUCCGCGCGCUGGCCCUCGCCGGCGCCGUCUUCCUCUCCGUCCUCCUCGCUCCGGGCGCCUUCGCCGCCGAGGCCGCCGCGCCGCGGGCGGGGCUGGAGUUCCACGUCGGCGGGCCGCGCGGGUGGCGCGUCCCGGACGCCAACACCAGCUACGGCUGGUGGGCAAUGAACAACCGCUUCCACGUCGGCGACCGCCUCUAUUUCAAGUACGCCCACGACUCGGUGCUGGUGGUGGACCGGCCGUCCUUCGACGCCUGCAACGCCACCGAGCCGCUCGCGGCGUUCGCCGACGGCGCCACCACGGUCCGCCUCGACCGCCCGGGCUUCUUCUGCUUCAUCAGCGGCGAGCCGGGCCACUGCGAGCAGGGCCAGCGGCUCGUCGUGCGCGUCAUGGUGCACCCGGCACUGGCCGCGGCGCCCGGCCCUGCUGCCGCCUCCGCGCCCGGGACUUCGGCACGGCCGGGCCACGGAGGCGGCCGCCCCGGCGCGUCGUCCUCCGGCGCUGCCGCAGAGGUCGCUGCCGCCGCCGGCGUCGCCGUCGCGGCGGCGGUGGCUGCGCUCGUUGGUGUCGUCUUGGUGCUCCCGUGA